UUACUUCCUGGCUUGGCACAUUACCCUUGAGAGCCACCUUCUCUCUCUCUCUCUCUCUCUCUCUCUCUCUGUCUCCGUCAGUCAGCCUCACGCACCCAGACGAACCCGGGGCAUGUGUGAGGGAGGACGUGAUGUGUCAUUGUGUAGUCGGCUGUUCUCGGUGAAUCUUGUUUAAGUGUGUGUUGACACACUCGGCUGCCGCUGUCACUCUCAUCGCUGUGUGUGCGCCUGCCAACCGGCCGUCCUCCUGAAUAGCAACAUGUUCCGCCGAACCAAGAGCUGUCGCACCAGUAACCGAAAGAGCCUGAUCUUGACCAGUACGUCUCCCACUCUUCCCCGGCCUCACUCUCCUCUGCCGGGACACAUCGGAAGCAGUCCGCUGGACAGUCCCAGGACCUUCUCCCCCAGCGCACCGGCCCAUUUCUCUUUCGCAUCGUCCAGAAGGGCUGAUGGCAGACGCUGGUCUCUGGCCUCUCUUCCCUCCUCUGGAUAUGGGACCAACACACCCAGCUCAACGUCUUCCAGCUCGUCUCAGGAGCGGCUGCAUCAGUUGCCGUUCCAGCCCACACUGGACGAGCUGCACUUCCUGUCCAAACACUUCGGCAGCACCGAGAGCAUCACUGAUGACGACGGCCGGAGAUCACCGCAUGUGCGGCCGCGCUCACGGAGUCUGAGUCCAGGGCGAUCACCUUCCUGUUAUGAUAAUGAGAUUGUUAUUAUGAACCAUGUUUACAAGGAGCGGUUCCCUAAGGCCACGGCUCAGAUGGAGGAGCGCUUGGCUGAAUUCAUCGAGUCGUUUUCGCCUGAGAAUGUGCUUCCGCUGGCCGACGGGGUCCUCAGCUUCAUCCACCACCAGAUCGCCGAGCUGUCCCGAAACUGCCUGACCAAAUCUCGUGAAGGUGUCAUCACCACCGUCUACUUCUACGAGCUGCAGGAAAACCUGGAGAAGCUGCUGCAUGAAGCUUAUGAGCGAUCAGAGAGCUCGGAGCUGACCUUCAUCACAGAGCUGGUGAAGAAACUCUUCAUCAUCAUCUCCCGCCCUGCUCGACUGCUUGAAUGUCUGGAGUUUAACCCUGAAGAGUUCUACCACCUGCUGGAGGCAGCAGAAGACCACGCUAAAGAGGGCCAGCUAAUGAAAGCAGACAUCCCGCGAUACAUCAUCAGCCAGCUCGGCCUGACCAGAGACCCUCUGGAAGAAAUGGUGAAUUUGGAGAGUUACGACAGUGAGGGACCCCACACGCCGGAGACGGACGACUCGGCUGAAGGGAAGCUCAAAGCCAUCAAAGCGCCCUGUGAAUCAGACUUCCAGACUAUCAAACUCAUCAGCAAUGGAGCGUAUGGAGCUGUGUAUUUAGUCAGACACAGAGAGACGCGGCAGCGCUUUGCUAUGAAGAAGAUCAACAAACAAAACCUGAUCCUGCGGAACCAGAUCCAGCAGGCGUUCGUGGAGCGGGACAUCCUGACCUUCGCCGAGAACCCAUUCGUGGUCAGCAUGUUCUGCUCUUUUGAGACGCGCCGUCACCUGUGUAUGGUCAUGGAGUAUGUGGAGGGUGGUGACUGUGCAACCCUGCUGAAAAAUAUCGGAGCCCUUCCUGUGGAAAUGGCCCGGAUGUACUUUGCUGAAACAGUUUUAGCGCUGGAGUACAUUCAUAAUUAUGGCAUUGUACACCGAGAUCUGAAACCAGACAAUCUGCUGAUCACGUCGAUGGGCCACAUUAAGCUGACAGAUUUUGGCUUGUCAAAGAUGGGCCUCAUGAAUCUCACCACUAACCUUUACGAAGGACACAUCGAGAAGGACGCCAGGGAGUUCCUGGACAAACAGGUGUGUGGCACACCGGAGUAUAUCGCCCCGGAGGUCAUUCUCAGGCAGGGCUAUGGGAAACCAGUGGACUGGUGGGCCAUGGGCAUCAUCCUCUACGAAUUCCUAGUGGGCUGCGUGCCGUUCUUCGGAGACACGCCUGAAGAGCUGUUUGGUCAGGUGAUCACAGAUGAUAUUGAGUGGCCUGUGGGAGACGAGGCACUGCCUAGUGAAGCUCGGAGCCUGAUUUCCGCUUUGUUGCAAACCAAUCCACUAGUGCGACUGGGCAGAGGUGGAGCGUUUGAAGUGAAGCAACACUCGUUUUUCUCGGGAUUGGACUGGAAUGGUUUACUCCGACAGAAGGCCGAGUUUAUCCCUCAUCUAGAGUCUGAGGAGGACACCAGCUAUUUCGACACGCGGUCAGAGCGUUAUCAGCACAUCAACUCCUAUGACGAGGACGACACCAACGACGAUGAGCCAGUAGAGAUAAGACAGUUCUCCUCCUGCUCGCCGCGCUUCAGCAAGGUGUAUAGCAGCAUGGAGCACCUGUCCCAGCUGGAGCAGAAGACCCCUGUAGUCACCCGUCGAGAGCACAAAGGUCGCCGCGAUGACAAGAUGGCCAAGCGGGAGAGUCUGGGAAGCUUCACUAUGAGGGACAAGAGCUGGAGGACGGGCUCCCCUGAGAUGAAGCGUUUAUCAUGCUCUGAGUCUCUGUAUAUGGAGGGAGACUGCAGUCCUCCGAUGGGCGCCCGGCGCCGUUUUUCAGCCCUGAUGGACACGCACAGGUUUGCCGCUCCUCAAGAGGGCGAUGGAGAGCUUUCCGAAAAACAGGGUGCCGUUAAAGCCCCGGGAUCAUCAUUAGAGGGAGCCAUUGCUCCACCAUCACCCAGUGCUAAUGAACAGAGGAACGGUGCGAAAGAAGUGAUGUCAGCUAGUAAAGGCCCAGAUAAGCCAUUGAGACCAGGUGAGAUAUCAGCACCACAGGCCAUACCAUCUACAGGAGCCAUAGCAGUGGUCAUGGGUGACACUGUCGGACAGCGAGCGACCAAGGAUCUGGUGCUUCGGCAAGCACGGCAUCAGCAGCUGUCAAGCGAUGGGGAGAAACGCAGCUCACGUCCCAGCAACAAGGUCAUCAAAUCUGCGUCUGCCACCGCGUUGUCUGUCAUCAUACCUGGAGUCGAGCAGCACAGUAGCUCUCCACUGGCGAGUCCAAUGUCCCCACGCUCUCUCUCGUCCAACCCCUCAUCGCGAGACUCCUCUCCCAGCCGUGAUUACUGCCCCACAGUAACAGUUCUUCGUUCGCCAAUUACCAUCCACCGCUCUGGCAAAAAAUAUGGGUUCACUCUCCGUGCCAUUCGGGUCUACAUGGGAGACACUGACGUGUACAGUGUGCACCACAUAGUCUGGCAUGUGGAGGAUGGGGGCCCUGCUCAGGAGGCGGGACUAUGUGCUGGUGACCUCAUCACUCAUGUCAAUGGUGAAUCUGUGCAUGGUUUGGUCCAUACCGAGGUGGUAGAGCUUAUACUUAAGAGUGGAAACAAAGUGACUGUGACCACAACGCCUUUUGAGAACACGUCCAUUAAAGUGGGACCAGCACGCAAGUCCAGUUACAAGUCCAAGAUGGCUAGAUGCAGUAAGAGGACGGUCAAAGAGGGACAGGAAAGUAAGAGGCGUGGGUCUUUGUUCCGCAAAAUAACCAAGCAAUCCAACCUGCUGCACACAAGCCGUAGCCUGUCAUCUCUGAACCGGUCCUUGUCAUCCAGCGAUAGUCUUCCUGGCUCUCCGACACACAGCCUGUCUGGUCACUCCCCUACCCAAAGCUACCGCUCAACCACUGAGUCAUCCCACCUUGGUGCCUCCUCCCAGAGCAGUUCUCCUGCCUCCAGUACCCCAAAUUCACCCGCAACAACCCAACAUAUGAGACCCAGCUCCCUGCACGGACUUUCCCCCAAACUACACCGUCAAUACCGUUCAGCUCGCUGCAAGUCAGCGGGCAACAUUCCUUUGUCUCCAUUGGCUCAUACACCAUCCCCAACUCAGUCCUCACCACCUCCCUUGCCUGGGCACACAGUCGGGAGCUCCAACACCACCCAAACCUUUCCUGCAAAACUACACUCGUCCCCACCAAUCAUAAGGCCUAGACCCAAGAGUGCUGAGCCUCCCAGAUCACCACUACUCAAAAGAGUGCAGUCAGCAGAGAAACUCGGGUCACCGCUUUCAUCGUCAUCUGAGAAGAAAGGUGGGAUCGGGGUGAUGAGGAAGCACAGUUUGGAGAUCGGACAUUCAGAUUAUCGUAAGGAUGGUUUCCACUGUGAGCUUGGCCUCCAGAGCUUGGUGGAAAUUGAGGGUGAAAACCUGGCAAAUGCCCCAACAACUUCUCCUUCACCCACUCAUCCGACCCCAUCACCGCCUGAAACGGGCGUUCUGAAGCCAGUAAGGAAGCUAGGCAGGCAGGAGUCACCUUUGAGUAGAGAUGCUUUGCUUGCGGGAAGAGAAAGGGAUCGAGACAAGGAGAGGAUUGGUGAACCAAGUCAUCCUAGUGAGCCUAAACAAGGGGCAGUCAAAGAAAUGCUCCCUGGAAGUAAGAAAUCUCCAAGUGUUGAAGCAUCUCCACGGCUUCCUUCCACUCUACAGGAAAGUUGCCUAGCCAAGCCUCAGACUUGGCAGCCUCCAUUGACCAAGUCUUCUCCAGUAGCAUCAGAGUCCAAGCCUAGUGUAGUCACCUCCAUUCCGUCGCCCCUGACCACAGCGUCUUCCCCAUCUGCCAAAACAACUGAGUCAAGUUUCAUCAAGGAAGCGGGAAAGGAUGACCAAGUAAGUCUUACAAAAGUUGCCCAAAGCCAGGCAAUAGGAACCACUAAGCCUUCAUGCCCUGCAAGCGUAUCAGGUGUUAUCAGCAAAGACUUGUUGGAGAAGGAAGGGGGAAAGGAUACUGGGAAGAAAGAGGUAAAACCAGAUUUUGUGAAGACUUCAGCUUCAGUCAAGCCAAGUAUGCCAUUCAGUGCUCCUGGGAAGACAACAAGCACAGAAUUAACCAAAGCAAGUAAGGGACCAGGUGAUGGAGAAGGUCUCAAAAAGAGCAUCUUAGAUUCCCACACCAGAACUUUAGAUGUCAGGGCGAGGACUGCUCCAUCCAAAGGGGUUGUCCCAUCUCACCCACCCCAGGCGCAGUGCUCUGCUUUGGGAAAACUUAGGCAGGACAAGGGCUUAGCUCCGGUCAGCUGCUACUGGGGAACACUGGAUUGGGAGGACAAAUGUCUCUUGGAGGUUGUUGAGGAACACUCUCCAUCCCCAACUCCUUCUCCAACUGGAGUGCCUCCUGAUCUGUCCAAAACUCAACUUCAGUCUCCUGGUGAGAAAUCUGGUUCGGCUACACAGUUUACAAGCAAAGGGAAAUCUAUAGGGCCUGUUAAAGGUGGAACUCAGGAGGGGCCCAUGGCCAAAGAUACCCCCAAAUCAUCGGAGGUCACCCAGGCAUGUGCUCCAGGAAGAUCUGAUGCUGCUUCUGCGAGUAGACCAACUUCCAAAGCAGUCAGUCAGAGUCCUACUAGCACCUCCCCGCAGGUGAAGACUGUCAUCACACCUAAAAAUGGCUCUUGAUCAUGGGCUAGUGGAAAAAAUAAUUGCCUUUAUUGAGGGUUUAGCGGAAUUCAAUGUUUUUAAGCACUUAGAAAUUUAGGGACAUUCCAGCCAGUGAAAAAAAAAAUCAUAUUAUGCUGAACAAAGGACAACAACUCCAAGGCUAUUUUAAAGGCUGUUAUUUAUUGUACAUUCAGAGCUGCACCAGAAAAAGAGUAUAGAUGUAUUAUAUUAGAAUGUGUGUUGGGUGUUUGUGUGUGCGAGGAGGUAAAUGGGUGCAUGUUUCGUGGUGCUUGUGCAACAAGGUGAAAAAUCGACAAGUGCAAAGUGCUUUAACAGAUCAAACAAUGCUGAAUUCUGUGAACAUCAAAACAAUGUUCCUACUUUUUCUAAGGUGACCAACCACAUAAUUUCCUUAAACAUAAAAACUGAAAAGAAUUUGCUCAAGGUAACAGCUUAUCAAGUUUUUGGCAUAGACAGAACAUUAUCAAGGACACAUCGCUUCCAUUACUGUAUUAUUAUUAUUUUUUGGCUUGUUAUAUGAUUCAGAAGUUUCUAAUCAGGUUUACCAUAUCCAUUAAUAAUUAGUACGUACUGCCUUAGCCAUGAGGAGAAUUUCAGCACAAAUAGCCAUGUGGGCAGUGCGCUGACAUGUAUAGCCAUUGCGCUUUGGGUAUCCUGAGUUUGUAUCCCAGCUUGCAGGACACACACACACACACACACUUCCUGUUCUCUUAUUGUCCUAUUGAAAUAAAACUCAUAAAAAUGCCAAAAUUAAAGCUAUGAGGGAGGAUGCUGGCUAAACCAUUGAUUCAUUAAAAUUCCCUCUUAACAAAAUCUAUCAUCAUAUUGAAUUAAGACUGUUGAAACAUAUUUUGUUGAUCGCUGCCUUGUGAGGUAAAUAUCACAGACCCUUUAUGGCAAGCUGGUGCAUUCAGUGUCCACUUUUAAAUGGGGAAAGUCUCAAACUUGGUAAAUCAAUACAAUACAUUUUGCUAUUAAUUCUCAAAUCAAACUAACUAAACUAAAAAGACAAUGUUCUUCCUCAAAGACAACCACUGAUCUAUAGAAGAAGACAGUUCCUUAGUAUGCAUUGGCAAGCAGGUGCCUCUAUGUUUGCAUGCUUGCCAAGAGUAGGUUUCUAGCCUUACGGUGUCUCUGUAAAUAAGUUUACAGGCAGAUUUGAUUCAUACUCACAAGUAGGUCAGUGUUUAAUCACAGCUCUUGACACGGACUGGUGUAUCUUUACUCUCUUCUGUGCUACGGAAUUCUCUUUAAAAGUGAUUGUUGACCCAACUGUGACUCUAGCACUCAAGUCUUAUAUUCGCUACCUGAAUAAUAGUUCUUCAACCAUGGGCGUUUGCAAUAGCAAGGGGUCAAGGUUUGACUGGUUAGCAUGCCCCGAUUAGCCCCUGCUGGUGGAUGUCAUAACUACACCAUCUGGCUGCAAAGAGAGCAUUGACCGAUCUUUAAAAGUAGCUGUGUAUUGAAAUGAAUGCCAAUGCAUUUUGAAAAUCAGUAACAUGAGAGAAGUGGUUAAGGUUGAGAACAUCUUUGCAAUGGAGUAGUGACUAUUACUAAAAACUAAAAACCUUAUGGAUUUAAGUGCUAAAUGCAUAUCAACAGAUUCAGAUGGCAUCCUUCAUGAGCAUCGCCGUAACACAGGUCUUGAUUACAGAGAUUGUUGGAUCAGCACAUUUAUGAUGAUUGUUGGAAUCUGCAGAGUGAAGGAGGAUUGUAUGGUAAAUAUAUAUUCUAUAGUUACUCAAGCAUCAGUAAAUGUCACUGUUGUCAUGGCAACUCUGAGCUGGUGUAGCUUGCCGUCUGUUGGCGUUUCUUUGUGUGGUCUGAUUGUCGUUCACUAACAUGCAAUGAAAAUAUCACUAACAUUUGUGCUGAAGUAACUUUUCACUAAAGCAUAUGCAAAACAAAUGUUUGUAGGGAUGCGACUGAUGCUUUUUUUGCAACGUUUGUUCUUUUGCCAUUUCUAAUGACAGAUGACUAGGAAGCUGGUUUACGACAGUAACCAUAGUUUAUAUAUGGUAUCAGUAGUAAAACUUAUUAAAGAAAUGGUAUAAAACAGUAAUAAACGAAAUAGUAUAAAUCGUAUUUGUCUCAGUAUUAUCAAUUUCAUAAUUAUGUAAGAAAGAAAAAAACAGACUGCAAAUGUUUGUGCUUUCAAAAGACUCACAAAACUAUAGACAUUUUCAGUCAUUUGUCAGAUUUUUAUACUUUAUUUGUGAACAUUUUUUGUUUCAUUUAAAUUCAUUUAUUUGUUAAUGCUGUGCAUAAUGCAUAAAUAUGCAUAUGAGCAUAUUGCUAAAUAUAAUACAAAUAUACAUCAUGACUGAUUUGAGGCGUGGCAGGAAUAGAUGGAGUUAUGCUGCCAUCUGAAGGCUAACAGGAACACGCUGUCACUAUUUUACACCCUACAUUAACAUGGUAAUAGUAGAAGGAGUUGCAAUCAGUGACAGACCAAGAGUGCUUUAUUUAUUUGUAUUUCAUAGUACCAUACAGAGUUAUGAUUUACUGUAGCAUGGUGAUGCCUUUGGAUAGACAUUUAGAUAUCUAUUAAUCAUAAAUGUAUUCUGACGCUGUUUAUCUCUCAAGCGGCAUCUGAAAUAUCUUUUGCUGUUUCAUAUCUGGUUCCAGUAUUAGUGAGAUUCCUUUAUAUCUAUCAAAAACAUUUAUUUAUUGUAGUAUACAGAAACUCAACACAGAGUAUAUCAGAGAGAUAUUUGGAUGUAUCAGUGAAAUGGGGAAGCGACGACAACAUAUGCACAAAAUAAUGUAAAGAUUUGGGGUGAAUGUGUUAAUGUAUCUGAUGUUAUGUUUGUAACACACCAUUUUCUUUUUUUGCCAUCCUCGUCAUAUUCGGCCCUUUCCCGUGCAUGAACUCUCAGUUGUGGUUAAAGGCUACUAACACUUCACUGGCCUGAAUGUUUCCACUUUAUAUCAUCUGACUGUUAUAGCUGAUCGAAUACGAGACUAAUGUUUUAUAAUGUUCACUUAUUCUGUACUGUAAAGCCCUGUGUCUUAUUCGAUUCUGAAUUGUUUGAUUUACACUGCAGUGUGAACUGAAAAACAGGAAUCCACACAUAUUAAAAGUAUGCUGUCCACUCGUAUGUAUCAGAAUAUAAUCUUAUGUAUUUGUGUUUAUGAGGCCAUAUUUACAAUUUUUUUUUUAAAUGUAAUUUCCUAUAAAAUGUGAUUUUUUUUUUUUUUUUUUGAGAAUGCACUUUAUUUCAUGUAAUUUUUUAUACGUUCUUUGUUGUUUUAUCAAACUGUCCAAGAUUCUGUAUAAUACUGUACAUAGAGGUAAAUAAAGACAUAAAGAUAUUCCGUUCUAAUGUGAAUGUCCUACAUAGGAGAAAUGAAGAGUAUCUCAGUCUUGUAUCACCUGUUAUGUGGCAUUUUGGACAUGAAUUUGUUAAUUUAUUCUAUUUAUUUGGCUCUACAUCACUUUUACUUACAGCAAAUGUCAAUCGAUCCAUUAACUGAGGUGCAGUGUGUGUAGUCAAUUAAUAAAGAGAUAUUGUAUAAAA
Carassius gibelio (silver crucian carp) is the source of this 8922-nucleotide messenger RNA. RefSeq names its product microtubule associated serine/threonine kinase 1a (gene mast1a). Gene Ontology annotation, molecular function: ATP binding; magnesium ion binding; protein serine/threonine kinase activity. Lineage: Eukaryota; Metazoa; Chordata; Actinopteri; Cypriniformes; Cyprinidae. The transcript has 26 exons. Gene Ontology annotation, biological process: intracellular signal transduction; peptidyl-serine phosphorylation. The record is from RefSeq and is a predicted model, not a curated record. The coding region runs from base 260 to 5398 and encodes 1712 amino acids.